Molecule: messenger RNA, 231 nt
Organism: Bursaphelenchus xylophilus (pine wood nematode)
Lineage: Eukaryota; Metazoa; Nematoda; Chromadorea; Rhabditida; Aphelenchoididae
Source: the annotation of a GenBank genome assembly
AUGUCGAGUGUGGCCCGCAUAAGUAACGAGACUGCCAGCCGAACCAACCACGACCCAAACCAGUUCAUGUUCACCUUGUUUCCAGACCUUUCACGACUCGUCUCCCAUACCAUCCUUCACAGAGUGGUCACGAUUCAAGUCUGGGCAUGGCCGGGCUCGCCCAAAUUUUCCUGCCCGGGACGGGCCUACCGAUUUUACGGCCCAGCUCCGGCCUUUGAUUUUCCGGACUGA